AUGCAUCUUGGUUGGACUGAGAGUAUCGUGUUAGUUAUUUUGGAAUUAAAAAUGGCAGAGAGAGCUGCUUCAUCGACAGGUGAUAAUACAGAGAGAGCGAGCUCGAGCUUGCUCACUCGGCGACAGGCGGCUUUCUUGGUCUGUAGCCAACGGUAAUUUUUUAUGCUUUCACCAAAGUUCUUGGCCUGAAACACCAAAUACACUGGUUCUCUCUCUCUCUCUCUCACGUGGGAGGAAGGGACCAAAGAGAGGUGGAGAGAUCGCAGUCUUGUUUUAGUCAAGAAAGGAAAGGAGACAGAAGAAAAGGGAGAUGGAGAUAGAGAAAGAGAGGACCGUUACUUGGCAAAUGUCGUUCUGAGCAAAGCUGCAUGUGUUUGUGAAACUUUUUUUCUUCUCUUUUUCCUCUUUGCCUUUUCUUUCCCUCUUGGUUAGAGAGAGAGAGGUAGGCAUUACUAGUAAUGGCGUCCUGAGGGGAAGGCCGCCUCGUACUUGCAAAACUCUUUUGCUUUUCUCUUCUUCUUUCAAUUUCUUUCCUUCUUUCUUUUGGUCUUUUGAGAGAGAGGGGGAGAGAGAGUGGAGGUGGUGUGGGCCCGCUGAGAGAGUGUGGGGGAGGGGGUAAUGGCGGCCAGUGUGAUGAUGUCGAGAGAAGGGCAGCAGCCGGUCUUCCACGACUUCCUCGGCAUGAGCUGUACGGACUCAGCGGUGUUGCCGGCGGCGAACAAGAGCGUUGCUGGAAGCGCGCAGGGAGACUUGUCGGCAGGAGGAGCAUCUUCAGCCGCCGGCCAGCCUCUGGUUCGAACCAGCUCCCACCUCGUCUCCGAACGGCAGCGGGGAAGCAAUCUCGAUGAAGUUCAGUUACAUGGUCAAAUGAGUAGUUCCAUGUUGCUGGACCGGUGUUCUGGAAGGAAGAGGAGCAAUUCGGACUCGGGAUUCAUGGGAUCAAUGAGAGGCAGGAUGUUGCAAAUGGGUGCAGAUUCUAUGGAAAAUGCAAACUUGAUGAAGAUUUAUCAAAAUGAAGCAAGAGAUCACAGAGUAGUUGGACGGCAUCAGGAAGAAGUUAUAAAUCUUAUGCAACCACCAAGAAGUGGUUCUGCUAAUCCAGCUUUAUUGCAGCUGCAAAUGAGCAUGAGAUCAGAUUUUGCUGCGUCAAAGUUGGAUCAGGUCAUGCCAACCAAUAGAAUGCCUGCAAUGAGCUUCCAUCCUCGCCUUAGUCAGUGCACUCAGUAUGGAAUAUUUGCAGAGAAAAUUUCUUCAGUGACUGGUGCAGGUGAGAGGACUUCUACUAGCGUGAUGCUGAGUAAGCAAAUGGCCAGUCCUCAAGCGAUUGCAUUUGAAUCCAGUGGUCUAUCAAGCCACCAAAUUUUGCCAUCAGUUAAUCGUCAGAUGACCAUAUUCUAUGCAGGACAAGCACACGUAUUUGAUGACGUCCAUCCAAAAAAGGCAGAUGCAAUCAUGGCCUUGGCUGGAUCAAAUGGCCGUUCAUGGUCCACGGCAUAUUCUUCCAGAAGUAGCGAGUCUGCAUCCUUGAGUGAAUCGUGCAAGCUGGCCAGGAAUAGCGACCUUGGUGGUAAAAAGUUAUUUUCUCAAGAUACCCAGGGAAAGCUUCCAUCCCCAGCCAGUGCCUACAACAAUGGUGGUCAGGCUUCAUCCUUUCCAGAUCCAAAUAUAGCACCUGGGGUUCAAGGCAGUAGUCCUGUCAAAGAUGCGAAGGAGCUCAUAACGGCACAGGCAGCUGGACUAGAAAACAGAGGGAACAAGGAUGGAGAAUAGAUGAAAGUCGUGGAUCUCAAAUCUAAAUUUGCUUUCAGUUUGAAUGUAACAGUGGAGUUUCCUCAACAGUUUUGUGGUUGGAACGAAGCUGGUACUCACUACUUGGAAGGCUCUUUUGUCACGUUUCUAGUUCUCAUGUAAUGAUUCACAUCAUCGAUGUCAUCAACUUUCAAUCAGUUCAUACUUCUAAUCUUCUUGCACCGCCUUCUUGUACUGAAUGACAUCCUUUUUUCUGCUAA
Messenger RNA from Nymphaea colorata (pocket water lily), 2009 nucleotides. Its product is annotated as protein TIFY 8-like. NCBI's taxonomy places the organism in Eukaryota, Viridiplantae, Streptophyta, Magnoliopsida, Nymphaeales, Nymphaeaceae. Gene Ontology annotation, biological process: regulation of defense response; regulation of jasmonic acid mediated signaling pathway; response to wounding. The transcript is spliced from 7 exons. The record is from RefSeq and is a predicted model, not a curated record. Gene Ontology annotation, cellular component: nucleus. Bases 619 to 1770 code for a protein of 383 amino acids.